Sphaerodactylus townsendi is the source of this 2633-nucleotide messenger RNA. RefSeq names its product transcription elongation factor A3 (gene TCEA3). Gene Ontology annotation, cellular component: nucleus. Lineage: Eukaryota; Metazoa; Chordata; Lepidosauria; Squamata; Sphaerodactylidae. The transcript is spliced from 13 exons. Bases 432 to 1622 code for a protein of 396 amino acids. The record is from RefSeq and is a predicted model, not a curated record. Gene Ontology annotation, biological process: transcription elongation by RNA polymerase II; DNA-templated transcription. Gene Ontology annotation, molecular function: zinc ion binding; nucleic acid binding.
ACAGUCACCUGCGUUCUGUCUCAGCAACUGCAGCACGCGCCGCCAUUGCCUUCCUCCCUGAAAUCUUUCCACCGCUUAAUCUCUCUAUAUUUAGCCCGUCGCCCUAAUGCUAUUUUCACUGCACGGUCGUCUUUUCGAAGCGCUCCGGUUACCACGCCCCUUUUCUGCUUUCCCUUCUUGUUUUUUGCAUUCACCGCCCCCUCCCCCUCUUUCCAGUCAAACUUUCUGCAAGGGCAGAAACUUUCCCGGAUCUCCCCAAGCUUUCUUCCCUGGUCUACUUUUAAAACACACUCACAAAAUAUACGCACAACACAAAAACUAACGAAAGCCCGGGGGAGGGGGGGGGGGCGCCUAUGAGCUGGUCUCCGUUUCACGUCGUCCGGAGGAGGGUUUGGUGCUAGUGAAGCCCCCUUUGCCAAGCGGUCGGAGCCAUGGGGCAGGCGGAGGAGCUGCUCCGAAUGGGGAGGAAGUUGGAGAAGAUGGUGUCUCGGAAGAACACGGAAGGAGCCCUUGAUUUGUUGAAGAAACUGAAUAACUUCACGAUGACCAUUCAGCUGCUGCAGACCACAAGGAUCGGUGUGGCUGUCAACACAGUCCGGAAGCACUGCUCCAAUGAGGAGGUGGUGGCUCUGGCAAAAAUCCUUGUCAAGAACUGGAAGAAGCUGUUGGAGUCAUCUGGGGCUCAGAAGAGUCAAAAGGAGAAAGAAAAAGGUAAAGGGAUCGACAUCCCUAGCUGGAAGCCUGAAGAUUUUGUUUCUGUGAAACUCUCUGAAGGUUCUGAUGGAAAUAAAAAAGACAGGAAAUCAAACAAGUUUAUCUCACAGUCAGCAGCCCCAAAAAGUCUUUCUCUGGUUCUCAAACCAGACAGAAGGGACUCGGAAUCUUCCAUCUCUGCUGCUGCUUCCACUUCCUCCUCAUCUCCCAAGAGUCUCUCAGGAGAAAGGAGAUCCUCCACAUGCUCCAAUCCAGCUUCUUCUCCUACUGGGUCUCGGAAAAAAUCCACAGAUGGCAAAGAGGAAAGAUCCAAUAGCAAGCCAAGGCCAGAUGGACCCAAGACACCCACCAGCCCCAUCUCCCCAAUGUUUGCAUCUUCUGCCGCCUUUUUGCCACCCUGCUAUCUGACAGGAGACACCGUCCGAGACAAGUGCAUCGAGAUGAUUUCUGGGGCUUUAAAAAUGGAUGAUGAUUACAAAGAAUUUGGAGUUAAUUGUGAUAAGAUGGGAGCUGAAAUUGAAGAUCAUAUCUACCAAGAGCUGAAAGGCACUGAUAUGAAAUACCGUAACCGUGUGAGGAGCCGGAUCAGCAACCUGAAGGAUCCCAAGAACCCCAGCUUGCGCAGAAAUGUGUUGAGUGGGGCCAUAUCACCCAGCCUCAUCGCCAAGAUGACUGCGGAAGAAAUGGCGAGUGACGAACUGAAGGAGCUGAGGAACGCUAUGACCCAAGAAGCCAUCCGAGAGCAUCAGAUGGCAAAGACGGGAGGCACCGCAACAGAUCUCUUCCAGUGUGGCAAAUGCAAGAAGAAGAAUUGCACAUAUAAUCAGGUCCAAACGCGGAGUGCUGAUGAACCCAUGACAACAUUUGUUCUGUGUAACGAAUGUGGGAACCGGUGGAAGUUCUGCUGACGUGCCUUUCAUCUCUACACAUGCCGCUGGUGGUGAAGAUGCCGGCCUUUCCCCAAGAAAAGAGACAGGGGAAGUUUUGACUGACCACUGCAAAAAUGGAAGUAGGAAAAGGGCAAAUCCUGAACGAUGAAGGUGCUGGCGUUUGAGCCCAAUAACCAUCCAGAUUCCAACAAAUGCAACAAGAGUGAAUUCCCUAGUGAGAGACAAUGGGGUUGGGGAAAAAAUCCAGGCAGCAGUAUGAAGAGUUGAUAAGUCUGUAUGUGUUCUGUCACCAUCUCCUGCAAGUAUGGAAUCCAGCAUCCUCAAAAUGUUCACUUGCAUAUUUUUUUUAAAAAUAAAUAAGGUUCCUAGUUCUUCAGCUUGCAAAGAUAGGCUCGAAGUGCUCUGGGCAGCAUUUUAGCAAAAUCUUCAAGGCAGAGGUAGGCCUGAACAGAACUGCCAGUCUUUGAGGUACACGGUUUCCGUGCCUUGCUGUAGCCAAAGGAGAUCACAAAAGUUCAGCUACUCCUGUAGCUAAAUUCUUAUCACAGUGUAGCUGCAUCUCUGACCAUUAAUUACACAGUCCACUUUUGUGCCUCUGCCUUGUAGAUAAUGUGCUGUCAUAGGAUGGCAUCCAUUGGAAGACUUCUUGGGUGAAUCACAACAGAUGUAAGAGAACAGAGUAAUGCUAUCAACUUCUUUAGUUACAUCAUCAGGGUGGGGUCAAAGGUGAGCUGGGUGUGUUUUUCUUUCCAGGAAGGCCUGAAGUGUCCUUAAUGCCUGUGCUGAGCAGGAACCGAGCUUACAGAAGCAAAAUGUUAAGUGAUAACUCGUCGCUAGUAAUCGUGUACAUUUAGUAAAUUCUGAAUUCUCAUAAUUCAUUCUGUCAGUCCUUGAGCAAGGAGGAUGGCUCCACAGGGGUCAGCCACUUUUUACAGUUUAAGAGCCAAACUAUGUCAAAAGUCAGAGCCGAUGUUAAAUUGAUUGUUAUAUGUAUGAUGUCAUGCUAAUAAAAUCAUUAUAUUAAAAAAA